AUGGGGACUGCCAUCUCCGUGUGUCGUAAUGUGCUGGAUGCCGCCUUUAUGGAUGAGGAAGAGCUUUCUUCAGCACUGUCCCAGCAGUAUGGGCCACAGCUGCUGCUGCGCGUCGAUGCCGCCCCAAUCCGGGACGGCCCAGGAGUGCAUGGAAAUCCCUUCCGGCUGACGGACGAAGUCAUCCUGGAGGGCAUCGAAAAUCUGGGAGCUUUCUCCCAGUUUACGUCGCGCUUCAGCAUGGCGCGGCGCGUCCAAUCGGGUGGAAAGCCUCCCUUCACAUGGCCUGCCACGGAGAGAGCGUGUAUGCCCCAUGUAUUCAUGCGGGCACGAGUGGAAGGCACCUCCAGGUAUGUGCUGCUAGAUAUUUGUGCAUCCUUGAGCGAGCAAACACUCGCUCACACGAUGUUGGCGUUGCACGACAGCAAAGAGCUGAUCCAGCACGCUGCAAACUUCAACCAGUACCUUUCAGAGAUUGCUUUGGCUGAUGGUGGAGGGGAAGCGCCUCAAGUCAAGAUCUGCGCGCCUGUGGGCUGUCGCGUGCUCGACAGCAAGAUCACACAGUUAACGCUCUCGGACUCUUAUGUGGUCAUCAUGGAUUACCCGUCGACCGACGUAACAAAGUUUAUGUUGGAUGGUACGGAAGAUUAUCACGAGUUGGCCCAAGCCUUCUUCCACUAUGUGGCGUGGCAGACCGGUGGCCGCACCGUUCCCUUCGACCUGCAGGGGCUUGAGACGGGACAGGGGGACCUCCUUCUCGCAGAUCCUUGCCUCUUGCGGGAGAGCGACAAUGUUUCAGACCAAUGCCGCGAAGAAGCUUUUGCAGUGCUACACAGGACUUGUUCGCAGCUAUGCAAGGGCUUUGAUCCACACCGGCGCAGCGGCAAAGUCCGGCGAGUUUGUGGUGUUCCCUCCUGCAGCUUGCAAGCCGCAUUGCGGUAA
This is a messenger RNA of Symbiodinium necroappetens, 939 nucleotides long. NCBI's taxonomy places the organism in Eukaryota, Dinophyceae, Suessiales, Symbiodiniaceae. The record is from the annotation of a GenBank genome assembly.